Messenger RNA from Symphalangus syndactylus (siamang), 11080 nucleotides. RefSeq names its product histone H4. NCBI's taxonomy places the organism in Eukaryota, Metazoa, Chordata, Mammalia, Primates, Hylobatidae. Gene Ontology annotation, cellular component: nucleosome. Gene Ontology annotation, molecular function: protein heterodimerization activity; DNA binding; structural constituent of chromatin. The record is from RefSeq and is a predicted model, not a curated record.
UGAACACUCCGUUGUCAUAGGAGGGGCAGAUGCGGGCGGAAGAGUCAGAAGGGUGAAGGUAGGACAUAGACAUUCCCACUAAGCUAGAGACCCCUGAACUGCCAUAGCCAGGACAUGCACAGGUUGUCCUCAAAUCCCAGGGCCAUGGGCAGGUCUUGGAUAUCUUUGGAAUUUUAAGUUGGUUGGCAUCUGUCUAGUUUUAAACCUGAUUUAGGUUCAGUUCAACCAGGGAGUAUGAUUUCUUUGGGGAGAGGGCCCUGACCUAGAAAUCUACAUGCUCAGCGGUCUGCUCAGCCACUAAUGGCUCUGACACACUGGAAAGGCACUCACCCUCUGGGAGUUUCAGACUGUAUCUUUGAAAAUAAAAUUCAGUGGAUGAGGUGCAAAGGUAUUGUCCUCAACAGCUCUAAGUUACUGCUUCUAACUCACAGAGUACAUAUCACAAAGGAUCCCACCAUCCAUUGUCGGUCUGAGCAGGGAAUGAGACUUUGGCAGACCAUGAAUCCUGUAUUAAUUUCUAGGGGGACUAUAACAAAAUACCACAGACUUGGGGGUUUAAACUGAGAUUGCACCACUGUACUCCAGCCUGGGUGACAGAGUAAGACCCUGAGUCAAAAAAAAAAAAAACAACAACAAAAAAACUGUAUACAUGGGAGCACUCUGAGAUGAGUAAUUCAAAGGAGUGGUUAGAAUUUGGGAUCUACCUAACAGCAGGGGAAAAGGAGGAGGAAUAAAGGACAUAUGGAAAACCAAAUGACUUUUGAAAAAGAUAAAUGGGCCCUUAGAAUAGAUGGAAGAUUUGAGUCUUGUGACAAUGUCUAUUUGGCUGUGGUGACAACUUCUCAUCUCUGAGAUUAGAUUUGCUUCUAGUGCUGAAGAAGAUUUAUGACAACCGAGUUAAAAAUUUGAGAUUUGCGAGGAGGAUCUGCUAUUAAACAGGUAAGGGAUUUUAGCUGUUUAUUUCAGCUGAAAAUAAUUCUUAAGUCGAAACUGGCACAUUUCGAGGUAGCAUGUCCUGAUCCCCUUAAAAAGGUAACUGCAUAGACACCGUAUCUCUGAUUCUGCCCAGGGUCCUGUGCCCUCUGACGCCAGAAAUCACUACUUCUCUCAGCCUUGUUUUGCGGUUGUUUUAUCAUGUUGCAAUUUGGUUAUGUCUUUUCUAAUAGUGUUUAAAAGCAAUCAAAUGCAGGAACUUUUCCUUUAUAAACUAUUAUUGAGCUUAUAUUGGACACUGAACUAAGUGUCAGUUUACAAAAAUGAAUAAACAAAAAUCACUGCCAGUAAGGAGCACACAGCCAAGAUGGGGGAGUAGUAAGAUGUAAAGAGAUGUAAAAUAAUGUGAUAGGUUCGGCCAGAGUUACUAAAGAGUCAGAAAAGGGCAAGCAUGUUUCUUCUCGGUCCUGAAGCAGCCAAGGGAGAGGAAGAUAUCUGUUGCCAAUGCUGGGGUGUUGGUUUAGGCAUGUAGAUGCUGUGAUGCGUAGUGGAACCCUUCAAUGAGCAGACAGGAGAACCAGCUCUACGCGGGGAGGGAGAGAAUUGCUCGCCUCAUCCCCCGUGACUCACACCCUGGAGAUUAUAAGUUCAAACAUUUUGAUUUCGGGAGAUUUUGAGUUUUGGGCUUAAAAUGACUGAAGAACCACCAGGUGGAUCUACGUGUCUCGGGUCUAGAAGUCUGAAUACAGAUUUACGAUUUAUGACCACAUAGGGAGAUUAAACAGGGCACAGAAGAGUUUUUAAAAAUAAUAUUUUUUGGGAAAAAAAACCCCAACAAAACACGAUUCUUUCAGCAGAAACCAGAAGAUUUUCUCAUAAACCCUCCUACAGAGAGCCCUGAUAAAGUAAUAAACAUGCUAACAGUCAGAACCCCAACCAAUUUCAUAGGGCAGUUUGUGGUAAUUACUCUCGGUAUGGAGCAGACAGUCCUCUUGCAAAACCCGAUUUAGCAAACUUUGCUAGCUCCAUGUGGGGCCUCCAAAGGACACAGUUGGGCACUAAAUCCCGGCUGAAAACAAAGGCCGAUUUAGAGGAUCCGUAGAAACGGAUGCACAGAAUAUCCCUCAGUCCUCUCUAUGUAGCAGGCCCUCCAAAAACGCGGGUUCCCCAAGAUCGAAAAUAUUAAACAAAUGAAUUUCUUUUUUUAAAAAAAAGUACAACAAAAGAUAGUAAAAAUAAAAACAGUAUAACAAUUACUUACAUAGCAUUUAGAUUGGAUUAGGUGUUAUAAAGUAAUUUAGAGACUAUUUAAAUACACGGGAGGAUGUGCAUAGUUACGUGCAAAUACUACGCCAUUUUCUAUGAGACUUGAGCAACCUGGAUUUUGGUAUCGGCGGGAGCCCUGGACCAAUCCCCCCUCAGUUCUACCGAGGGAGAACUGUUUUGUUUCUUCCAGCACGGCUUUGACCGACAGUGUGUUGGGAUUCGCUGACCUCCAUGAGAAAGCCUGGCAGCAUGCUGAGACCAAUUUUCCCAGGGCCAGAAUUCUCCUGUGUGAGCUAAAAUACAGUGGCUCGGUCCAACAAAACAAAGCCUAGAGCCAGGAAUUACGGCGAACCUGCUCCCUCCCGUCCUCCCCUGGCGCACAGAUCCCUGGCGCCGCCGCUCUUGAGGUCGCCUGCUCGCGUGUCGGCCUCAUCGUCGGAACGGCGCUUCCUGAAGCUUUAUAUAAGCACGGCUCUGAAUCCGCUCGUCGGGAUUAAAUCCUGCGCUGGCGCGCUCCUGCCAGACUCUGGCCUCCACUUGCUCUUCCUGAGGCUCCCUCCAGAAGACCUUUCCCUUAGCCUCAGUGCAACGCCUUCCGGGCGUCCUCAGACCAGACACAGGCCAAAGCCACUACAGAAGCCGGAAGCCCCGGUUGGGAUCUGAAUUCUCCCGGGGACUAUGGUGCAGUGGUUUAAGAAAAAAAAAAAAAAAAAAGGGUGAGAGGGACCUGAGCAGAGUGGAGGAGGAGGGAGAGGAAAACAGAAAAGAAAUGACGAAAUGUCGAGGGGGCGGGGACAAUUGAGAACGCUUCCCGCCGGCGCGCUUUCGGUUUUCAAUCUGGUCCGAUAUUCUUGUAUAUCAGGGGAAGACCGUGCUCGCCCUGACAGAAGCUGUCUAUCGGGCUGCAGCAGUCAUGUCUGGCAGAGGAAAGGGCGGAAAAGGCUUAGGCAAAGGGGGCGCUAAGCGCCACCGCAAGGUCUUGAGAGACAACAUUCAGGGCAUCACCAAGCCUGCCAUUCGGCGUCUAGCUCGGCGUGGCGGCGUUAAGCGGAUCUCUGGUCUCAUUUACGAGGAGACCCGCGGUGUGCUGAAGGUGUUCCUGGAGAACGUGAUUCGGGACGCAGUCACUUACACCGAGCACGCCAAGCGCAAGACCGUCACAGCCAUGGAUGUGGUGUACGCGCUCAAGCGCCAGGGGCGUACCCUGUACGGCUUCGGAGGCUAGGCCGCCGCUCCAGCUUUGCACGUUUCGAUCCCAAAGGCCCUUUUUAGGGCCGACCACUUGCUCAUCUGAGGAGUUGGACACUUGACUGCGUAAAAUGCAACAGUAACGAUGUUGGAAGGUAACUUUGGCAGUGGGGCGACAAUCGGAUCUGAAGUUAACGGAAAGCUACUGUGGCGCAUAGCGCUCACAGCCGUAAAGACUUAAGUCGUUGGCCGAAAGCGGCUUUUUCACUUACCUGGGCUUUUUUUCUUUUUUUUAAGCCUUUAUCGAUAUGAAAGGCUGAAUGCUGUAGGUUUGAGCACUGCUUUCUCGGCUUGCUCUUCUGGUGCAGUAUAGGCACACCUAGAGGGGCACGUCAGUCUUUGCGAUCACCAAAUCUGGUUCUGAGAAAUAGGCACUGGCAAUUUACACAUGCCUUGCUAUGUAAUCUCACUAUAUUUGCUCAGGCAAAGUGGGAGAAGCAGCCUUAGGUUUUCAUUCUAGAGAUGCCGGCUUUCCCACCUGAUCGGCUUAGAGUUCACGAUUGACUGGUUUGGGCUUCAUUUUACCCUCUACAUAACAAGCGGGUGGACUAGAUGCCUUAGUAAGGGUCCAUGUUAUACGGUGUCUCCAGCCACGCACUCGGCUCAAUCUUAGUACAGUUAAAAUGCGUUUCUAGCAAGUUAUCUGCCCAGUGCCUGAAAAGUAUCAUUUCUUGUGUUCAGUAAAAAGGCUCCUAAUUUAAUCAAGGACCUAUGAGAUAACUGUCUUUCAGUUGUGGCAUUGCAAGGAUACAAAUGCAGAGAUAUUUUAACGUGAUCCUUCUAUGAGAGUGAACCAACGAUAUGAUCUGAAAGCAACUUCACAGGCUUAUGAUUUUACUGUGUAUGUAUUUGGGAGAAGAAAUUCUGUCAGCUCCCAAAGGAUAAACCAGCAGUUGCUUUAUUGGUCUUCAGAUGUGGCUGCAAACACUUGAGACUGAACUAAGCUUAAAACACGGUACUUAGCAAUCGGGUUGCCAGCAAAGCACUGGAUGCAAGACUUGCCUUCCAGAAGCUUACCAGUCGGGUUGCCAGCAAAGCAGUGGAUGCAAGACUUGCCCUCCAGGAGCUUACCAUCAGAACGGAGAAGACAAAUAAAUGCAUAAUAUAUAGACGACAGAAAUCCAUACCUGUACACAUUUAAGAAUAAACAGUCCAGUAGUAAGAGGCAGUACAUAUUCAAUCUGCUGGGGAACGUAGACAAUAACUACUAUAGGAAUCCUAAUGCUACAGAAGUCACUGGCUGCUGGGAAACCAGGGAAAACUUGGCUAUGGACGUGGGGGCUUGUGUCGGACUCUGAAUAAAGAGCAGAAUGAUUGGCAUCCUACAUAGUAAAGGGGGCGAGGGCAGGGAGGAAGUGGCAAGAAUAACAUUUGUGAAGAUGUCCAGGUGAGAAAUAGAGGUUUUAAUGCUCAAGAUGUUUCCUUUUCCCUUUUAAAUCUGACCUGUGAUUUCCAGCAUUGGUAUUUCGAAUAUCACUGAUUGUUUUUAACUUUAAAGGCAAUGCUGAUGAAUAUAUCUGAUCCUCACCAAGAUCCACUAAAGAAGGAAAUAUCAAAAAUUUGAAGAUAAAUCAAAGAAGAAAGAAAGGGAGUGGCGGACAAAACACGUCCAUUGUCUGAAUUAGUAGUUCUCAAAGUGUAGCCUCUCAUCUAGCAGCACUGAUCACCUGGGAUAAAAUCUUGGGCCCCAUGCCAGACCUACUGAAUGAGAAGCUGAGGGGUGAGACAUAGUAAUCGGUGCUUUAAAAAAGCCCUCCGGAUACACAUUAAAGGUUGAAAGCCACUGAUGCAGGAUUAUUUUAAGGAUCAAAUGAAAAGUUCUGUGUGAAAGAAGAAUGAGGCCAUGAAGUGACAGAGAAACCAAAGAUCUCUGCAGUGAAUGCUUUUAACCUGUCAACUGUGAUGAAACAAACAGAAAACCAAAGCCCUGGCUUCUUUUGAGGUGCAAAUAAAUGACCGAGAAGGUGUUAUCUAAGACCUCUACAGCCAUUUGUAUCUGGCCCUGUGUAGAGUGGGCUCUGCAAGACCCUGCCUCACUUUCCCACUAAGAGGCCUUGGACUUCCCAGCUCCCAGAGACUAUAGAGAUCACCUCUGUGGCCUCCUGUCACGAUUUCCUAAGGUGAGGAACUUCAUUUGCCCAACGGAGGCCCACGUUCUCCCUGUUUGAUCUACUGUCUUCCCAAGGAUCUGAACUCGGGGACCAGCGUGUGCCCACAUGUCCGACGAAAACAAUGUAAAGGAACUACUGAGUCUGGACAGAAAAUCCAGACCUACCAUGCAUGCAGCUUCUAAGAGGACUGAGUGCCUUCACUGGAACAGUGAAUCUCCUUCGGUGGACAUGGACAGGGAACGGCUCGAUUAAGCCCAAAUUCACAAAAUUUCGCCCACCACCCCGUGCCCCGGGAAUUUUGGCUUAGGGGCAGGAUGUGGGGGUUACCACUGUGCUAGUGGAGGUGUCGCGGGACUGAACGGCAGCCCCAGCGCAGUUCUCCCCACGUUUGCCCGCAGAACCCCGGCGAGGCCGAGGUGGUCAUUUCCCUCCCUAGCCGGAUGAGGCCGGUUUGGGCGCGAAGCACGGGCGUGUGGCCCUCCACUUCCGCAAAGGCCAGGCGCGCUCAGGACCGCGAGCCCUGAGCGUCCCCCUAGUGACCCCUGGCCUCGGGCCCGACGCCCCGUCUCUCCUGCUCCGGCCUCCCCGCCACGCAGGGCCCCGGUCACGCGCGGGAGGAGCCGGCCCGCCAAAGCCCGCAAGCCGGCGCCCAGGAAAGCGGCCGCAGCCCGGAUAGGCCAAUUGGCCGAAGUCGGCAAAGCCCAAGAUGGCACCGCAGCAGGGGACCCGACUUGUCACCCGACCCCGUUUCGUUGGGAGCCUAACCGGAAGUGCCUUCCCCGCUCUAAUGCCGGAGGAGCACGGAGGGCAAGCGGUACAGCUUCUUCCAAGUGCUGAUGUGGGUGGCUCUGAAAAGAGCCUUUUGGAUACGAUGGAACCUCCGGCUGAACCGCGCUUCUUAAGCCCGCUCCCCACGGAUGCGGCGGGCCAGCUGGAUGUCCUUGGGCAUAAUGGUCACGCGCUUGGCGUGGAUGGCGCACAGGUUCGUGUCUUCAAACAGCCCCACCAGGUAGGCCUCGCUGGCCUCCUGCAGCGCCAUCACGGCCGAGCUCUGGAAGCGCAGGUCCGUCUUAAAGUCCUGCGCGAUCUCGCGUACCAGCCGCUGGAAGGGCAGCUUGCGGAUCAGCAGCUCCGUGGACUUCUGGUAGCGCCGGAUCUCCCGCAGGGCCACGGUGCCGGGCCGGUAGCGGUGCGGCUUCUUCACCCCGCCCGUGGCCGGCGCGCUCUUGCGGGCCGCCUUGGUGGCCAGCUGCUUCCUCGGGGCCUUCCCGCCGGUCGACUUGCGGGCAGUCUGCUUAGUACGGGCCAUAGCGAACCAAAACACAAGCUCACCAGCGCAGCGGCGGGGAGAGAAACGAGUUCGUAGCCCCGCGGCAGCCGUCUUUAUAAGCACAGUCUUUUCCCGAUUGGGCGGAACAAUAAUUGAAAAUCCCGCGCUGGCUGUCCAUUGGCUGUGACGUCACCCGUCCUAAAGUCACCGGUUGGCUUGGGCAGAUUCCUCCCUAACCCCGCCCACCCGCCUCACUUUCUACUUACCAGUUGGCGAAGUUUUGCAAGCUUGUUUUUCCCCUUUCCUUCAGGGUGAAAGCCAUUUUCCAUUGCAGCUUUGUCAGAUUGUUUCCUUUCCGCCCUUCGCUUCCUGAGAACACACUGCCCGCAAUACCCCCCUUUCUUGCUGCGCCCUGCGGCUCCCGCAUGAAACCUCAUUCUUCCAUUUGCCCCCCCCCCCCCCCGCCCCCAGUUGCUACUUGGCGGAUCGUUUUUCGCCUGUCGGGUGCCUUUUGGGUGGGAGAGGUGCCCGCCCCCAGGGCGCAAGAUUCCGCCUCCGAGGCCCUUACUCUCCGCCGCCAGGGCGCUCUGGAAAACAAAACAGAAACUAAGACUUAAGUCAGCUCAGUGAAGCCAAGACCCAGCUCCGCCACACUGGCGAGCACUACCCGCUCAGGGCCCUCCCCAUCGGGGGUGGGGACGAGGAGCACGUCCCGCUAGUGCCAGACUAGGUCUGAGUGCCUGGCCGUGGCCUGCGGAAACCACUAGGGAAGCGCGGGCUCCGCGCGCAACACUUAAGCGCGUUGGGUACUGCCCGCGGCGCUGGUGUUUGUGACUGUGCGGAGUGGACCGUGGCGGCGCCCAGGACGUUUGGUGCCUCCACCUGCCCUGGGAAGUUCUAGGACUGGGGACCCACUCAUCGAAGAGCCAAGGCAGUUACGUGCUCCAAAUGCAAGACGGCACGCACGAACACACACACACACCUGCCCCGUCCCGUCAGCUCCAGGUUCGCUAUUCACUACUGAGGAACGCUGGACAGAGUAGCCGGCAUUAACAACUCUUUUAUUUGAAAACGUGGGUGGCUCUGAAAAGAGCCUUUUGAGUUUACAGGUGCCCCUUCGAGACGCGGGCCGGGCUGGGCUGGGCCCACUUGGGCCGGACGUCAGCCUCACUUGCCCUUUGCCUUGUGGUGACUCUCCGUCUUCUUAGGAAGCAGCACGGCCUGGAUGUUAGGCAAGACGCCGCCCUGGGCGAUGGUGACUUUGCCCAGCAGCUUGUUCAGUUCCUCGUCGUUGCGAAUGGCCAGCUGGAGGUGACGAGGGAUGAUGCGCGUCUUCUUGUUGUCCCGAGCCGCGUUACCCGCCAGCUCAAGGAUCUCGGCGGUCAGGUACUCGAGGACCGCCGCCAUGUAGACGGGUGCGCCGGCCCCCACUCGCUCCGCGUAGUUGCCUUUGCGCAGCAAGCGGUGCACUCGCCCUACCGGGAACUGGAGGCCAGCGCGGGACGAGCGCGACUUGGCCUUGGCGCGGGCCUUGCCUCCUUGCUUGCCACGACCAGACAUGACAACGAUAGCAGUCACCGAGGAAAGCUCCUGCCUGGCGACCGGGAAAGUCGCCGAAAACGCCGCUGCUUCACCCUUUUAUAGACAGAACGGCGAUUGUCCACGGAGCACUUUGAUUGGCUCAAGCAAAUUUUGUCCCGAUAGCCAAUAGGAUAGCUCAGCCAGAAUCCACUCAUUUACAUAAUCUCGUCUCCCUCGCAUUGCGCGCCGCGGAAAACUCGCGAACCAUAACACAGCGUCAUGCGCCCAGCCUCUGUAAGUACACAGUCGUUUCCGGUAGACCCCGAACCUGCGGCUCCGCUUGCGUUCUCGGGGGUCACUGUCGGUCUUGGGUCUGGCCAUGCCUGAGCCUGCAAAGUCCGCGCCGGCUCUCAAGAAGGGCUCCAAGAAAGCCAUCACCAAAGCCUAGAAGAAAGACGGCAAGAAGCGCAAGCGCAGCCGCAAGGAGAGCUACUCCAUCUACGUGUACAAGGUGCUGAAGCAGGUCCACUCCGACGCCGGCAUCUCGUCCGAGGCCACGGGCGUCAUGAACUCCUUCCUCAACGACAUCUUCGAGCGCAUCGCGGGAGAGGCGUCCCGCCUGGCGCACUACAACAAGCGCUCCACCGUCACGUCCCGGAGAUCCAAACGGCCGUGCGCCUGCUGCUGCCCGGCGAGCUGGCCAAGCACGCCGUGUCCGAGGGCACCAAGGCGGUCACCAAGUACACCAGCUCCAAGUGAGUCCCUGCCGGGACCUGGCGCUCGCUCGCUCGCUCCCUCCCUCGGCGGGUCGCCGGCUGCUUUGACUCCAAAGGCUCUUUUCAGGGCUACUUAACCACCUCAGUGAAAGAAUCUUUCUUGUGUUGUCAGUCCCAGUUUAUGUUUUUGGCUUCACGUCUGGUUAACUUUAGGAGAGCACACAACUCCAUUAAGCACAGAUAACUAUUUUCUUUUCACAUAGGCAUUGCUAUAGGCUUACGUAGAUUGAUAGUGGUAUCUUACUAUGGUAUAGAUAGGCUGGGGCUUGCCUUAGAGGGCUGCUCUUGAAACUGUCUUUGGCCUGGUUACGUACCCGUGAAUAUGUGCCCAGCAGAUUGUUUCCCGGUGAGAAACGCAGUGUUAAUUUUGAAAUAAGCUCAUGUAAGAUCAAAUUGUGUAUAUGAACAAAGGUGGGUCUGUUCUUCAGUGGUAAAAUGAAGGUAGAGAUUAAAUGCAUUGUAUGCUCUCAGAUGUGUACUUAAAAGGGAGUAGCUCGACUUUUAUAUAUGGUAUCGAGAAACUUGUUGAGGUUUUUAUAUCAUUGGUUCACAAACACGUGCCUACACCACGAUUCAUGUGAAAAUUCCUUAAGGAGGUAGAUGGAAGUUUGAUUUUGAUAACCAGGAAUUAACAGCGAUAACACCUUCUGUGCUUUCUACUUGAGAUACCCUAAAAUCUACCCAAUACCAUUAAAUGGUUUUUCCCCCAAGAAUUAUCACUCGGAAAAGCUUGUCCAGUUUAAGGGUUUGUUCCAUACAAUGGCAACAAAAUAUAUGAUUUCUGAAGCCAGACUUGCUGGAGUGCAGUGGUGGUAAUGGAAACAGAAAUGUUGGAUUUUAUCUUUGAGGUAGAAUUAAUAGGUGUGGUGGCUGAGGAACAGGAUUUAGCUAACAGUGAAGCCCCUAGAUUUUUGGCUUGAGCAACUGUGUAGAUAGUGGUACUAUCAGGAUAGAACACUGAGAGAAGAUACUCGUUGGGACACUGAAGGGAGAUCCAGAGUUCCGAUUGAAAUUUGAGAAGCUCUUUGCUAUUCAAGUGGAUAUGUGCAGUUGACAGUUUGAGAGAUGCAUCUAGGGUUCAGUAAGGACAACACAAGCAUGUCUUUAAGGUCUACCCGUAAACUGUGAACACAGCAAUGGGAAUGAUGGACAUCACCUUAAAGUAUUUUUCUAGACUUUAUUACUCAUGUGUUUGUCAUGAGGUAUAACUUAGUAGUUCAUAGUCCUAUAAUGUAUGUUAUUGACUAGGUAGCACUUAGUUUUCUAAUUCUGUUUCUGUUAUAGUGCUGCCACAUGUUUCCCAGGAACGCAUUUUACCCACAGUUCUUAGGGUUGGCCUGAUUAGUUUAAUUGCUGUCUCAACCUGCUUCUUACUGUGAUUAGUUCAGGAAUCUAGAUCAAACUAAUUGGCAUUUAACAUUUCAGGAAGUGAACUAAGUAACAACUAACUCAGCAGGGGAGUGUAGUAUGCUAUUAUCUUUUGGGAAAGCAGCUUAUUUGUUUUCAAGAGGCAGCAGCAGGAUGGCCUGUCUUUAGGUAUGAAGGCAAGCAUGAUUAUAGACAAUAUGCAGAGGAGGGCACAGUGUGGAAGAAUCAGGGAACUGAGCCACUCAUGGAGUACAGCCAACCUUGGAUCUCUGCUGCACCUUUGGACUUCCAGUUAAGCCAAUUUGUCUGACAUAUUUACUUAUACCACUUUGAAUCUUGAAAUAUUUCAGGAAUAAUAAUUUCCUAGAUACAAGGAAAGACCUUUCAUGAAAGGUCUCAAAGAAGUCAAAUAGGGUCAAUUAGGACAGAGUUGCUCCAAUUACAUAUUUGGAACAGAUGUCCAAAUGUUAAAAAUCAAUACCUGACUAAGGCUAAAGACUAAUAUUGCCAUCACAGGAAGAAUGUCCAGGGUUUUUUUUCAGAUGUGAAAUUUUAUUUAAAAUUUUUAAAUAAACUAAAUCAAAACA